Molecule: messenger RNA, 2886 nt
Organism: Chenopodium quinoa (quinoa)
Lineage: Eukaryota; Viridiplantae; Streptophyta; Magnoliopsida; Caryophyllales; Amaranthaceae
Product: psbP domain-containing protein 7, chloroplastic-like
Exons: 3
Coding region: 1-852 (283 amino acids)
Biological process (GO): photosynthesis
Cellular component (GO): photosystem II oxygen evolving complex; extrinsic component of membrane; photosystem II
Molecular function (GO): calcium ion binding
Source: RefSeq, a predicted model, not a curated record
AUGGCAUUGCAGCAACCCUACCAUUACCUUACAACAUCGUCCAACCGCAACCGAAUAUAUCUUACUCAAUCAUCCGGUGACAAGAAAGGGAGGGGCACCCAGUAUUCACCUGCCGAGCAAUUUGCACCACUCGCAUCAACGUUCCAACGGCGGCUCGUGAUAGGCAUUGGGUCAGCUUCUUUUGUAGCUAUUGGUGCUAAUUUCGGAGGAAUCACGAGCUUUCUCCUCGGACUUUCACCGGAUACUGGGCGUAAUCUCAAGCUAGAUGUGCUUUAUCCAAUAGGAGGAUAUAGUCGCUGCAUUCAGCCAGAUGAAGGAUUUGAGUUAAUCUAUCCAGCUACAUGGGUGGCAGACCAAACAUUAUUCUAUCGAGCAGCAGAACGGGCAGAACAGGAGAGAUCACUCGACCCCCCUCCACUCAAUUCUGAUAGACGUCACAAAAGGAAUGUGAAUGAACCAGUCGUCGCCUUUGGUCCUCCUGGCUCGACUGGUGAACUUAACGUCAGCGUCAUUGUUUCACCAGUCUCUCCAGAUUUCAGGAUCGAAGCCUUUGGAGGACCAAAAGAGGUAGGAGAAGCUGUUAUCAGAACAAUAACUGCUCCCACUCGACGUCCAGAUGUGAAGGCGACAUUGCUGAGAUCAAACCUGAGAGGGGAUUCUCUGAAAAAUAUAAAUUAUUACGAGUUAGAAUUUAGGGUUGAAAGCUCCUCGUUUCAGCGCCAUAAUGUGACUGUAUGUUGUGCCCAAAAUGGAAGGCUAUACACACUCAACGCACAAGCUCCAGAAUCAGCAUGGCAAAAAGUGAAAGAAGACUUCUACAAAAUUGCUGCCUCGUUUAGUCUAACUUCAUAACAUAUGCAUGGAAGCAUGUGUAUGUACAAUAAAGAACCAAAGAUCAAGAAACAAAUUCACGUGGUUUCUGAAACUAAUAUAGCUACAUUCACAGUCAGACAAAAAAUUACUACAGAGUAUAUGAAAUGAAAGACGGAGUGUACAGAAUUCAGAAUCAUUUUGCUAGACUUUACUAAGGAUUUUAUAUGAAAUCCAACACACACAGGCCUGCAAAAGAGCCUAAAAUUAUAGGCUGGAAUUAAUUCAAAAGAUAGCUUUGAAUUAACCGGAAGAAAUUCAGCUUGUAUUCUGAUAAGCUGUGCCACAGUGCCGCUGUUCAGCGUUCUCUCUCAGUAGUCAUAAUUAUGAGAAGGAAAAAGGAAACUAGUGGAUUUUUUUUUUUAUACCUUAUAUUAAAAAAAAUUGGGCAAUAAUCAUACAAAAUAUCAUUUUGCUAAAUGUCUAAAAUAGAGGAUCCAUCCAAGAAUUGAUCCUUUUAAAAAUGUUAAAAGCUCAAAAGUUAACAAAUUAGCUUCCACAAUUUUCAUUAACCCAAAGUCCCAGUGUAAGCAAACCUUCUAAAGACCACCAUAAAAAACCAUGUCAAUUAAUACACUUGUGAAGCAGUAAAUCAUGAGUUAUGCUGUACGGAAAAUUUGUAAACAAUAUUAUGGCUUAAAUUCACAUAGAUUAAAUUUUUAGCAAUUGCAGACAUAAGUGCAUGAGCAGCACCAGGAGUCCAUACUUUCUUAGUUUCUUCCCUUGUUUAUGUAAUUAAGCAGGAAGGGCUUUACAGUUUUCUUUUGAUGCCGAUUCAGAUUAUUUUAGGUUCAUUCAAGUUACAUUUUGGAUAGUAAAAUGAUGAACCACCCCAAUUAUACAUCCAAAGCAGCCUGUUCAGUGGUCACUGCUCAACUUCAUUAUUAAGUCCAGGGUUCAACAUUCAAGGCAUUGCAGCAAAACAUGAAGAAAACAAUGCGCAGACUUUAUUUGGGGUUCUGUUAUGGAUACUAGGUUAUAGCCCCACGGAUACAUGCCUGGGUGUAUCUAAGAAAGUAUAUUUUAUAAAGCAUCUAUUUUUAAUAUUUAUUUUGACAUAAUAUAACAUUGUGAAGUGUGAAUAACAUAACACUUUUUUUUUUUUUUUUUUUUUUUUUUUUUUUUUUUUUUAUAUAUAGGAUUAUGGUUAUGCAUAAGAAAUUUUAGACACUGCAUAUAAGUCUCAUUAUAUUUGAAGAAAAAUUAUAUAAGUAUUAAAAUAAGUUGAAUAGUCCUAAACUUGAGUUAAUCUAGUAAAAUUAUACAUACAUAUUUUUUUCCUACCGUCUUGCUGGCCAAAGUUCGCCAUCUUUGACCUUUACUUUGUAGAAUUAAUAUGACAAGUAAUUUAUGCAUGUUAUUGUCGGAUAUAUUUCCAAAUUCCAAUAAAAUAUUUUUAAAAAUUUCAGUAUACAUUAAAUACAUCGGAUGUAAAGUUGCCUAAAAAUGAUCAAAAAUUACCCUAAUAUAAGUAAAAGUUACCCCACAAUAUAAAUAAAAGUUACAUAUGUUUUAUUGAUAAAGUCACUCACUUUACAGGACUUUAAAUCGAAUCUAAGUGAGUGAAAGUAAUUAUAUUAACCUUAUAAACUUAUCCAAUGGCCUACUUACAUUACAAUCAUGUCACGUUUAAAGUUAUUCCAAAAAAGGUUAAAAGUUACCCCAAAUUAGCUAAAAGCUAUCCUAAAACUCUUCGAUGUGUGCCAAAAAAAAAAUUAUGUCAAUUGGGUGUACACGAAAGUUUUCGUCUUUAAAAAUUAAUGUGUACUCAUAAUAAAAGGGGAAAAAUUAGUCAAACUUUGCUCUAUGAUACCAUGGAUGGAAGAUAUUUUUCCCGAACACAGAGUAGCAGGUAUAACCAAAAUUCAUUUUUUGGGAUAGGUUAUACACAGGUAUAAACCCUCUGUGUUGUGCAGGGACAGUAAAUCCAUUAUCCGUGUAUAGACACUUUUCUUUUCUUCCCCAUUCAAGCCUUUAAAAGAAACUGCCAAUUCAUACUGAUCCAAAAAAAAAAAA